Messenger RNA from Elaeis guineensis (African oil palm), 3317 nucleotides. Its product is annotated as KIN14B-interacting protein At4g14310. The record is from RefSeq and is a predicted model, not a curated record. Lineage: Eukaryota; Viridiplantae; Streptophyta; Magnoliopsida; Arecales; Arecaceae. Gene Ontology annotation, molecular function: protein binding.
UCCAAGAAAACGACCAAAAAAGAACAAUCCCAAAUCUGCUCUUGUUCCUUCUCUUUGUCCUCCGAAAAGCCCACCUUGCUUUCACCAUUCUCUUUCUCCUCUCUUCUCCCCUCCCUUCCAAUCCGUGAGGAAAAUGAAACCCUAACCCUAACCCUAGAGAAUGUCGUCGAAGCUCAAGGAGCGAGGCGGCGGCGGGGCGAAGAUCACGGCGUCGAAGCCCUGCAAAGCACUGGCGGAGUCCACGCCCAAGGAGAAAGGAAGCGCCGUCCGGCGAACCCCCAUUGCCGCUGGGAAAGAGAACCCCAGAAACCUCUAUGGAGGGAAGAUCUCCGCCAGUCGUCCGAGACUGGUGCCGAAGCUGGUCGAGAAGCCAGCCGCCGCCGUCACCGCAGUCCGGUGGUCCACGUCGUCCCUGCUGCAAGGUAAGGACCCGAUCCCGUCGGAUUUUCCGAGGUUGAUGUCUGACGUCCGCGGCGACCAACGCGUUUCUAUGGUUUCGGGAUCCGGUCGGAGGGGGAGAGCUUUAGGGAAAGAUCUGGAGGCUGGGGCUGGUGGGAGGAGGAGCGUGGGUGGGAUUAGGGUUUUGGAGAAGUGUCAGCAGCGGAAGGAUGUCAAAUCCGUCAGUGGGGUUAGGGUUUUAGAGAAUCGCAGGUCUAGUGGGGUUUCAGGCUUGCAAGUGGUGAAGAAUAAUUCUAAGGUUUCGCACAGAAACUCAGGAAAAGCCAGUAGUAUAGCUGCAAACAGAGCCACAGAUUCCGGAGUUUGUACCAAGAAAGAUGCUCUUGAUUCAGAGUUGAAUCCAGUAGAUGAAAAGGGGAUUAAUGACGUAAGAAUCACUAAAGAUCAAAAAGAUGGUAGUCAUUUGGUAGCCUUGAAACAGAGCAAGAAAAAUGAAAACAAAAGUGGUUCACUAGAGCUUUGUAAAGAUAAAGUUGUCUUGGCUACAAGUCCAGAAUCUAUGAAUGAGAGACCUUUGGGUGGUGUUCAGAAUCUGGAUGGUCCAAAGGACAGGAGUUCCUUGUCUUAUAAUGCAAAAGCUCUGGGUGGGACUGGUAAGGACGAUUGUUCUGAUGUUAUGGUGAAUCAUAAGAACAAAGAUUAUUUGGUUUUGGACAUAGAGAAAGGUGAAAGAAAUGGUAGUGUUUCUUUGGAUCGGAAGGUGGACGUGAUGGAGAAAUCAUCAGAUAGUAUUAGGGUAUUUGAGAAGAUUGUUGGGGAUAUGAAGGGUGUUCAUGUUAUUAGUAAGUAUCCGAGCAAGCUGCAUGAGAGGUUGGCAUUAUUAGAAGGUAGAGUUCAAAAAAUUGCCUCAGAGAUUAAGCGCACAAAAGAAAUGUUGGAUGUUAACAACCCAGAUGAAUCAAAGCUGAUUCUUUCUGAUAUUCAGGACAAGAUAUCUGGAAUCGAGAAAGCCAUGGGUCAUGCAAUGGAUCAGACUGAAGGUCAUUUGGGCCCAUCUGAAAUCAUAAAAGUUGAUAGCUUGAAAAAUAAAAAUGCUGUAACAGGACAAUCUGGGAAGUUUGUUGAUCCAAAACAUUCAGCUAAAGGAUUGAAACACGAAGAAUUGGAGGCUAGAUUCUUUCCUCAUCACAAAUUAUUAGGGAGCCAAAGAUCAUCAGGUGCUUCUGGAGAACAAAUAUCAAACUUCUUGAAAAAUAAUGGGGAUCGAGAGCAGCAAGAAUGGUCACUUAGCCCUGUUGAUGAAAAUCCAGUUGCCUCGGAGCUUUUGGCUUCUGUAAACACAGAACAAUCCAGUCUUGAUAAAGAAAGGAUCAUGCUUGCUGCAGUCCAGAGAAUGCGGAUGGAAGGUACUUCAGUGCCAAAAUGUGCUUCAAAGAAGGCAAUUGGUAAUUAUCAGGAGGAAAUUGAACAUCCAGUGAUUGAGAAGCUUGAGGUGUUUGAUGACCAGGAGAACAAACCUGCAAUGAUGGUACAUGUAGAGACUGAGGAAGCUUGCAGGGAUCAGUUAUGUGAGAUAGGACACAAACCUUCAACUGCUGGAUGGUUUGUUUCGGAAGGAGAAGCUGUUCUUCUAGCUCAUGAUGAUGGAUCUUGUUCUUACUAUGACAUUGCUAACUAUGAGGUUAAAGCUGAAUAUAAGCCUCCAGCAGGAGUAUCCAAUAACUUAUGGGGUGAUUGUUGGUUAAUUCGUGCCUCUGGUGCAGAUGGAUGUUCUGGAAGGUAUGUUGUUGCAGCAUCAGCUGGGAAUACUUUGGACUCUGGUUUUUGUUCAUGGGAUUUUUAUACAAGAGAUGUCAAAGCAUUUAGGGUUGAGGAUGAAACACCCAAUUCUUUUGCAACGUCAUCAUCUAGGAGGAUACUUGGCCCUCUUUCCAACAUAGGUUUAUUCAGAAGAAGUGCUCCAUGUGCAAUGCCUUCUGUGGACAGACAGCACUGGUGGUACAGGCCAUGUGGACCACUCUUGAUUUCCUGUGCAAGCAGGCAAAAAACUGUUUCCGCAUAUGAUAUCCGUGAUGGGGAUCUUGUAAUGAAGUGGGAAGCGAAUAAUCCAGUAAUGGGGAUGGAAUACUCCAGCCCUCUACAAUGGAGAAGUAGGGGGAAGGUGAUCAUAGCGGGAACAGAUGCCAUUAGUCUCUGGGAUGUGAAUUCACUCAGUCCAUACCCUCUGCUGUCUGUUGCUUCUGCUGGUAAAAAGGUAUAUUCCCUUCAUAUCAGUAGCACUGAUGCUGAAUUGGGUGGUGGGGUUCGGCAGAGAGUGAGUUCAUCUGAAGUGGAGGGUAAUGAUGGUGUCUUUUGCACACAAGAAAGCGUAAAUGCGUUUGAUUUCCGCCUCCCAACUGGUAUUGGCCUGAAAAUAUGCAGGCAUGGAGCAAUUGGCCACUCAAUCUUCUCUCAUGGGGACUCCAUAUUUAUUGGGAGCACUGAAGGACGUUCGCCGAUAAAGGGUGGUCCACGCUCAUGGGUGCAACGCUACUCAUUGCGCAUGGGGAAGAUUGUUGCAACAUAUGACCUGCCAGAAUUCAAUUCCCACAUUCACCAUGCUUCAGUAACUCAGGUAUGGGGCAACACCAAUCUUGUCAUGGGCAUCUGUGGGAUGGGAUUGUUUGUGUUUGAUGCCUACGAAGAUGAAGGAUCACAAGCCUUUAACAUGGAUCAGGGGAACAUAAGAGUGAAAGAAACCAUUGGUCCUCAAGAUCUGUAUUGCCCCACGUUUGAUUAUUUGGGAUCACGGGCUCUUGUUAUAUCAAGAGACCGCCCUGCUUUUUGGAGGUAUUUAUUGUAGCUCUAUAUAUAUGUCCACAAAAAAACUUGCUGGCCUGUAAUAUUAUUCAGUAACAUUGCUUUGUCUUAUGUAAUUA